Molecule: messenger RNA, 12370 nt
Organism: Portunus trituberculatus (swimming crab)
Lineage: Eukaryota; Metazoa; Arthropoda; Malacostraca; Decapoda; Portunidae
Product: zinc finger protein 574-like
Source: RefSeq, a predicted model, not a curated record
UAUCCCCGAGGUGUGUAUGGGGAGAUGGAGACGGGAAUGGGCUAUGGGGAAGGUGAGGGGGGCCAGGAUGACGGGUAUAAAUAGAUUUGGUGUUAGUAAUAGGGGUAAGGCGGCCCUCUCAAGAGUUGCGCAGCCAAACCAUACCAUGGAAUCCAUUACGCGCCCCCUCUUUUCUCCAUGAUAUUCUAUUGACAGGACGCGGUGUGGCCGGCGAGGGACCUGUGCUUGAAGUGUGAGCCGCCAGAAUGUGGAUCAGAGGGUGCAAGAUGCGAUUUUUGAUCAAUUUUUAGCAAGUUAUAGAAGUGAAGAUCAUGUUUUGCCUUCGCAGUCGCGCCAACCUUCCCGGAUCGUCCAUAUUUCGGUUGGCCAGCCUGGUGACAGCAUGAGCGAUCUGCCCACCACUCCGUUUGAAGUAGACUUAAUCCUGGGUAGUCAGUUCCUGCCUGCACUGGCCACUGUUGACCGGGAGAACGGAGAACCAGUGGCCCGGGUUGGAGUAUUGCAGUGUCGCAGGUGCAAUGCAAGCUUCUUACAGGUGAGGGAGGCGCUGUCCCACUACCGCCUGCACAUCUUUGAGACACACAAGGAGCACUUCACGGUGGUGGUCGGAGGCACCUGUCCACUCCCCGGCUGUAUCCUUGGAGCAAAGAAGAUCCCCACCAUACACUUCCACUGCUCCUACUGCUGCUUCAUGUCCACUGAGAUCAUGGACUUGCCGCUACACAUGGAGAAGCGUCACCUGGCAUUCUACAGGGAGGUUAGCCUGGUGCUGCGCGGUGAUGACAUCCAGCGCACCAAGGUGUACACAUGCGGCGAGUGUGGCAUCAAGAUCCAGGGCACCGUGUCCAUCGUGCGGCACCUUUUAGCACAUGACACUGACCAGCAGAAGCCCGCCAUGGCACUCUUGAACGGCACUGGUGACGGCGGUGGCCAAGCGCUGCUGAACGGGGAAGGUAGAUGUGAUAGUGACAGCGGCGGCGGCAAGGAAGGAAACACAUUCUCCGAGCACGUGUUGGCUGGAGAAAAUGGCAUUGUGAAUGGGUAUGAGGAGAGGAAACCAGUGGAGAACGGUCUGAGUCUGAAGGAGGAGAGCGUUGACGUACACUUCAUGCGCAGCCUACAGGGGAUGGACGGCGGGCUAGGGAUAGGGCACUACUACCACAGUGAGGGGGAGAUGGGUGAUGGGGAGGCCAUGGACAUUGCCUCAGACCCCCAGCCGUACCUGCACAGCCCCUUGGAGAGCAUGCAGGUGGAGAUUAAUCCUUUGGACAUCCUCACAACUGUCAUGGAGGAGGACCAGAAGAGCACCAAUCCUGUCUUCCCACCUGAGCACUUCCUCCUCACCUUACCUGCCCCUGCACACUUCUUGGAGGGGUCAGGUGAGGUGGUGGGGCAGGAGGAGGUGGCCGAGGGGACGCCAGAAGCACAGGAGCAGGAUGAGGAUGCAGGAAGCACAGAAGGAUACUCAGAUGUCCCUAGCGAUAUCUUACUGGACCAUCCGGGGCUGUACAACUGUGACCGCUGUGAGGAGACCUUCCGCUACCAACACCAGCUGGUCACACACAAACACCAGGUUCACCAGGCACUUGAGGCCCAGUUUGAGUGCCAGGUGUGUGGGCUGGAUUUCACAAUGGUGCAGGAGCUGAAGAGACACAUGAUGACACACUCGGGGGGCAGCGUCUUCUCCUGCAGCGUGUGUGGCCAGACCUUCCCUGACCGGCCAACGUUGAAGGCUCACACUGUCACUCAUGGGGGAUCCACGGAACGCUCCAACAAGUGUGAGUCAUGUGGCGUGGAGUUCCCUUCCAAGUCUGAACUGACGCGACACAUUGUGAAGUACCAGGGAACGUGUAACCCCAACAAGAGUGAGGGCGUUCGUUGUGCCACAUGUGGAGAGGACCUGCCCACCCUAGAGGCCCUGAAGGUGCACCGCAGGACAGCACACCCCACCCCUGAGGUCACCCCGGGCUCCGGCAAGAAGGGCUUCGAGUGUGACUACUGCGGGAAAACUUUCAACUGCCGCUCCAACCUUCGUGACCACUUGGUGGUGCACACCGGGGAGAAGCCUUACCCGUGUGACAUCUGCGGCAAGUCCUUCAGCUUCAUCCACAACAUGAAGACCCACCGGCUGACUCACAACGAGGGGAGGAAUGAGGUGUGUCCAUACUGUGACAAGGCGUACAAGAGCAAGAUCUCCCUCUACUACCACAUGAAGAAGGGUAACUGCAAGGGACUCUCCACUAAAGAAGUACCAGAGGGCUACCACCGAUGCACCGAGUGUCUGCAGAUGUUUGCCAGUGAGGACCGGUACAAGAGCCACAAGGAGAAGGGCCACUGCCAAGUCUCACAUCGUUGCCAGCACUGCGGCCUUAGGUGCUCAACGGAAGCCAGGCUGCAGAACCAUCUCCAGAAGGGCUUGUGUCUUAAGAAGGAAAGCGAAUCCUCGGGAGGCGGCUCAGACCCUCCACCGAAGCGGCGCCGAGCCCACAACAAGGAACGAGAGAAGCCACAGGAGGAGAUUGUGUGUGACCGCUGCAACUACACCAAGGACUGCUGCUACUUCUCCUGCAAGCACUGUGGCAAGCGAGUGUUCUCCAUCAUGGCCUACACAAUGCACCAAGACAAAACCUGCUCCAUUCUCAAGCAGCGACGGGAGCGCAUCCGCAUGGCCAUCAUGGAGAAGCGGCGGAGGAGGGAGGACCCGAGCCUUCCCCCCUUGCCUGACCUGCCGCCACUGCCCGAGACCCCGGUGCACAAUUCAGGCCGGUACACGUCCCACAGAAAGCUACUGAUGCUUGACCACAGAAGACCCAUAAAGACGGAGAAAACCACACCAGUCAAGGAGAAGAAAGUGGUGGUCAAGGAAGAGCCAAAGGAGGUGAAGGAGGAGGUAGUCACACCCCCUGUCACCACCACACCCAUCACCACCCCCAUCACCGCCCCCAUCACUACCCCCAUCACCACGCAGGGGGAUGGUGAGGGUGACGACAGCAGCUCAGGGAGUCUCACGGAUCUCUCCACCUUCACCUCACCAAACAUCCUGCAGCCGGUCACCAACGCCAGCGAGUGAGGUGCGAGGUGCCGGCCUGCAGUGCCCCUCCUGAACCUGGCACUGCUGCCCUACCUGCUGGGUCAGAGUAGGUUGUGAGCUGAGCCUACCCACGCUGGAUGGGCUCGCUUUGUACUCAGUUAUCGUACCUGACUUUCCCUACGUGCCAAAGAAAGGCUAGUGUUGAUGGCGAUGGUGGACGGAGAGGCAGAGAAGAAGAGGAAGGGAAAAGGACUCCUCGUGUUGAGUUCCCACAUGACAGACAGUUCCAGGACUUGAGGGCUGAAGGAAAGGCAGUGGAGAUGAACGAGGGGAGAGAGGGAGGGGAUGGAGGAGGUGUGGCAGAGGCAGAGACCAUGGGGAUGGACCAAUGAAUUGUGAAGAGACUAGAGAGACAAAGAGAAGGGAGGAGAGGAGGGGGAGGAGGAGGAGGAGGAGAAGGAGGUGUGUUAAUAAGAGGAGAGCUGUGUCACCUCUCUGUCACACAUAUCCAGCAAGGAAAAGCAUUGUCUUGCAUCUAUUUAGUGAGUGUUUCCUCCUUUGCUUGUGAUAGUAAAUUUAAGCUGAGACACGAAGGAGAGGCAAGGUCACAAGACUGGCCGAGUUGACAGGACGCUUGAUGCACGAGUGAGUGGCAGCCGUGUCACGUGGGUCCCUCUGUGCCAACAGGAGGGAGUUUUAUCAGUGUUUGUUAGCGUUAUUUGUACGAGAGGAUGUGGCAGCGUAGGCUUGGGUUUGUGUGCGGACCAACUCAAAUGCAUGACAUGAAAUACAUUGGUGGUGGUCAGUGAGGAGUGUUGCAUGACUGCAUGUUUUUUUCAGUGGCAAGAAGGAAAGUGUUGUGCGUUGCAUUGCAUUGAAGUCUUCCUGAUGCCUCGGUGAAAGACACUUUGUCAGCCAAGAGUGACAGUCUUAACUUGUUGCCACAACCUUGAAUGAACUAACCACUGCAACUCACUGUCUGUCUGAGUGAGGUGAAUGCUGAGUUCAGGAGCCAGCGUGUGACAACUCAUGUUACUUAGACGGUUUGUUAAGGGACGCAGCGAAAGGUUGGUUUAUUAUUCUGGUGUAUUGGUAAAGUAAUCAUCUUUUUUACUGGAUGUUGGAGUGUGUGUGUGUGUGUGCGUGCGUGCGUGUGUGCAUGUGUGUGCGAACAAAUUAAACUGUAUGAGUCAAGAUUGAACAAAAAGCCAGGACAACAGAAUGCAUUACAACCUUGACAGUGCAUCAGGAAAACAAACAAAGUAACCAACUGACAAUACAUCCUCAUAUGAAAUAAUGAAGUGCUAAAGAAAAAAGAAAACGAAGAGCGACAUUUUAAACGUAACCACUCAGGAAAUGUUUGUUGUGUUUUCUUGAAUGUAAACUGUCAUUUCUUUUUCUCUGGGACCGUCAAUUCAAUGUCUGCUGCUUAUGUUGACUUUCUGUUUCUUUGGCUUGUCUGAGAGUGCGUCGUAUGUUGCGUGGGUGACAGUUCCGUUCCGUUUCCUUCCGUUGUGUUCCGUUCCGUUUCUUUUUAUUCUGGUCUGUUUUGCUCCUGUUCUGUUCUCUUCAAUUCUGUUCCGUUUCACUCUUAAAUUCUUCCUUUCCAUUCUGUUCUAUUUUUCUCCUGUUUCAUUCCUUUCUCUACUGUUCCAUUUUGCUCCUUUUUUGUUCCAUUCCUUUCAAUUUUGUUCCAUUUUGCUCCUGUUCUCUUCCGUUCCUUUCCAUUCUGUUCCGUUUUGCUCCUGUUCCAUUCCAUUCUGUUCCGUUCCUUUCCAAUUUGUUCAUUUUGCUCCUGUUCCAUUCCAUUCCGUUCCUCUCCAUUCUGUUCCGUUUUGCUCCUGUUCCGUUCCUUUCCGUUCUGUUCCGUUUUGCUCCUGUUCCGUUCCGUUCCUCUCUCAAGACAAUGUUGAGUUUGUAUAUGUAGAAUUUUUAAGUCCCUGGCAAUCCUUAGGUUAUUUGUGUAUGAUUUUGGUGUUACUAUUAUGAGCAUUGCUAUUAUUGUUCUUUUACACUGAUGUUAAAACAGCUAAGGUAUAAUUCACUUAAGUUAUUUAUGUAUUUAAUUUACGUAAUGUUGAUGCCGGUACAUAAGAUGGAGUGUUUAUCCUCGUGUAUCUGUUUCUCAAUAUACCAAGCCACUGCUGCUCCUUGAAAUAUUAAAAAAAAGAAAUAUAUAAAGCUUUCACCCUUUCAUCUUUUGCCUCCAUAGAUACAACUCUCUCUCUGUCUUUCUCUUUUUGUCUAUCCAUACCUCUCUCUUUGUCUAUCCAUAUCUCUCUCUCUCUCUCUCUCUCUCUCUCUCUCUCUCUCUCUCUCUCUCUCUCUCUCUCUCUCUCUCUGACAUAUUUCCAUUUUCCACUGCUAUCUGGCUAAUCUUUCCACAAUUGCUAACAUCACUCAUACACCUGACUUGCUCCACCAUCUCCAAGCAUUUUACUUUAGUCUGUCUACUCUAAAGUGGCUCAUGGGUCUCACAUUGAAUGGUGCCCCAGGGAAUGCGUGGUUGUCCUAUCUUGAGACAAACCGUGAGCUGUCCUUGUAAAAAGUGCAUUGAUCAAGAGAAAAGUAUUAUUCACAUCAAAUCAAUUACGUUAACAAGCUACAGUAUGUUUUAAAUCCAGGAGCCAUUUUACAGUAGCCAGACUGAGUAUACCUAUAAAGUGCUUAAGCUAUCAUUCUUUAUUCCCCUUCUUUGUUCUUGAUGCUUAUAAAGACUUCAUACAUUGCCAGGAACCAGUUUACAGUAGACAGACUAUACCUGUUAAGUAGAUAAGCCAUCAUUUUUAUCUCCCUUUCUUCUUGAUGCUUAUAAAGACUUCAUACAUUGCCUCUAGUGUUGGGAAUUGUUGUUUAUGAUUGCUAAAAGAAGGAAAGGUUAAAAGUUGGCCAUAGUAUUCAAUAUGUACUGUUUGUGGCAAUUCUUUCAUCUUUUUUUUGUUAGUAUAUGCAAUGAUAGCACUCUCUCUCUCUCUCUCUCUCUCUCUCUCUCUCUCUCUCUCUCUCUCUCUCUCUCUCUCUCUCUCAGUGAUAAAAAGAGAAAAAGUAUUAAAAAGUUAUCAUAGUGUUCAUUUUACACCUUUGAUGACUAUAAGUUCCACCCUUGAUAGAUAGAAUUCCUCUCUCUCUUCUUCUGUAUCCCAAUCCUUUAUAUUUACUAGAGAAGAAAAAAUAAUGAACCAUAUCCAUUUUAUCCAGAGUAAUGUUUUGUUUAUCUAUUAUUACUCAAAAAUUAUUAAAAAGGCUUGGAAUUUUUGCUCUGACAUUAUAUAGUGUUGAUUAAGCCUCUCUCUCUCUCUCUCUCUCUCUCUCUCUCUCUCUCUCUCUCUCUCUCUCUCUCUCUCUCUCUCUCUCUCUCUCUCUCUCUCUCUCUCUCUCUCUCUCUCUCUCUCUCUCUCUCUCUCUCUCUCUCUCUCUCUCUCUCUCUCUCUCUUGCCAAACAUGUACCGAGAGAGAAAUACCACUAAAGUUUUGAUGUGGUGAAGUAUCUGUCUUUAUCAAUUCAUCUACUUAAAGCUUGCAUAUUUUCCUCUAUUCUUUCAUUAUUCUUAACUCCCCACUAAAGUUUUGUUGUGAAUAAGUUUCUUGUCUUUAUCAAUUCAUCUAUUUAAAGGUUGCAUAUUUUCCUCUUUUCAUUAUUCUUAACUCCUCACUAAAGCUAUGAUAAGAAUAAGUAUGUCUUUAUAAACUUAUCUAUUUUAAUGCUUCCCUGUUUUCCUCUAAUCUUUCAUUCAUUAUUCUCAACUCACCACUAAAGCUUUGAUGUGAAUAAGUAUCUUUCUUUAUCAUUUCAUCUAUUCAAAGCUUGUAUAUUCUUUUCUGAUCUUGUUUUAUAUCUUGGCCUACAAACCUCUUACAUUUCUUCCCUUUUUCUCUUAGUUAAUCUUCUUCCAGUGCUUUAUAUUCUUCACACAGCUUGGGAACCUUUGAUAUGAAUUGCCACCAUCUUUACCCAUCAUUCUAUCUUGUACUCAAAGCCUGUUGUCUGUCUAUAUGUACCUGUCUAUCUAUCAUAUUCAAAAUCUGCUUUCUUUCAAUCUACAUAUCUUAUUUUUCAAAGUCUGUUAUCUUUUAAUCGAUCUAUCUUAUAUUCAGUGUCUUAUCUAUCAGUGAAUCUAUCUUGUAUUCAGUCUUUUAUUGAAGUCUUAUCUGUCAUUCUAUCUUAUAUUCAGAGUCUGCUGUCUUUUAUUCCAUCUAUCCUAUAUUCAACAUCUUAUCUAUUACUAUCUAUCUUAUAUUCAAAGUGUGCUCCCUAUCAGUCUACCUACCUUAUAUUCAAAGCCUCCCUAUUCAGGUAAUUUUUGUAUUUAUUUAUCUAUUAUUUUUUUAUUGAACCAUGUCUUACUUCCUUUGUAAAUUGAUACCUGUCUAUCUUGUGUUCAAAGCCUCCUCUCCCCUCUCAGGAUAUAGAAGAGGACAUGGAAUAAUUAAGCAGUACAUUUUUGGUGUUAUUAGUUGAAGUAAAUAUAGAAAUCGGAAAAAGAAAAUAUAAUAAUGGUAAACACAUCUUAUAUACCGGCAAUCUGGGUAUUUAUUUAUUUAUUUAUUGUGAAUCUACUACUACUACUACUACUACUACUCCUUCAGGCUAAUAGUGCACAAUAGUAUAAGUAAUAAUGCAUUGGGUUUUUUUUUUUUUAUCUAAUUUUCAUCCUGUGACAUUGUGAGUGUGUGUGUGUGUGUGUGUGUGUGCGUGCGUGCAUACGUUAAAAAAAUUAGUCAUGGGCAUGGAGUCAUUCUUUCCUUGCAAAUUUUCGCUGUGAUAGCCAAUAAAAAAACAAAAACAAAAAAGAAAAGAAAAAAAAAUGAAAAAAAAUAGGGUUCAUUGAGGCACAAGGGCACAGGAGGAGAUCACAGGGAUAGAUGGGGGAUGCAACUGAUUCACUCGUCUAACUCCACAGCAGCCGUAUACGAUAGUGUGGUAGUACGUAACCUGUAUUGUGUGAGAGAGGGGCAUUAGUACACCAAGAAGCACAGGGGAAGGAAGUUUGCUUAGGUGUUGUUGAGGCAGGCAGGAAGAGGUGUGUGUGAGUCUCAAGGUGGAAGUCUGGUUAUAAGAGGAGGAGGAGGAGAGUGUUUGUGUUAGAAGAGAAGGAAGUGUUUUAUGUGUUAGCAAUGAAAGAGGAAUGCUUUGGUUAAGGAAAAGGGAAAGUUUGAAGUUAUAGAAAAGAAAGAAAGGAGAAGAAUGUGUUUAAGUUAGAGGAGAAAUAAGACAAAUUCUUAAGAGAGGAGUGUUUUAGAUCAGAGGAGAAUGAAGAGGUCUGCUUUGGGAAGGAGAAAGUGUAAUGUAUAAGAGAAUGGAGGAGAACGAGACCAUUUAAAUCUUAGAGGAGAAAGAAGAGGAAAGUCAUAGAACAGAAAUAAGGGAGGAGAAAGAAAGCGUUUAAGGUUUAGAGAAGAAAAGCAAAGUGUUGAAGUCUUAGUAGAGGAAGAAGAGAGGAGAAAAAGUUAAGGCAAGCUUAUAGAAGAAAAGAGAGGAAGAGAAAGUGUUCCAAGUCUUAGUGGAGGAAGAAGAGGUUUGGUUAAAGUUUUAAGUGGAAGGCAGGAAUGAAAGGAAUUGUGUGAAGUGUGAGAAGGAAGAGGAUUAAUAUUCUCAAGCAAAGGAAGAUGUAAUGGCAGGAAGUCACCUCAUCUGUCUCACCGCCCCAUGCCUGUCUGCAAAGUGUCCAGUGCAAGACGCAGCAACAUCGACUCACCACAUCUCAUCACCAGAAUGUGUUACAGCAUUCACAAAGCAAGACAACUAACUCCAGUGACUCACCACUAACUCACCACUACACCCCAUCAUCACUCAACACUUCCGAGUCACAGUGAACGUGGUUGUGAUGUGUAAUACUUAACUCAGCCCCUCAGUGGGACUCACAGACACUCGGGGCACAUCAGGACAGGGAUUGGAAAGUGUCUGGCUUGUGAUAAUGUGUCACAAUGUAUCAUCUCGCGUUGGAAUGUAUCGUCUUGCGUUGGAAUGCGUCUUAUCGUUCCAUCUCGCCCUGACAAAGUGUGAUACAACAAAUGCUCUUGGCGAUUUUUUGUAGCAUUUCCAUAGUGUUGGUACUGACAGCCUGUGUUUCCUGCUGGGCAUUACAUAAAGUUCCUUAGUUCACACUGCUGCUGUUGACGUCGUGUGGGAGGUUGUGACGCUGCAGGAUUCGUGUGUGGACGGUGAAAAGUGCAUCUCUGUUGUGUCUUCCCCCAAGGUUGUCUUUUGAUUCUAAUAGUGUUUUGUGACGUUAAACUCUUUGGUGUCUCGUCAAUCACCAGGUUACUUUUUGCAUUGAGGUCAGUGUUUGCUGUCUGCUUUGAAAACCACUUGUAUGGGGGAUCAUUAAGAAGCAUUGCCAGGCUUGUGUGUUAGCAGCAGUGAACUACAAGCCUUAGGAAGGAACACAAUAAGGAUGCUUUUUACACCCUCCAAACACCUGAGUCCUGGUUUUUGAGUUCAAUGUCUCUAUCCUGACUACUUUCAACAGGCUCUGGUACACCUUGCAAGGGUUGACCAGGGUGUUUUGUGACCCCAGCGAUAGACUAGCAGGUUUUAGUGGGCGUUGUUGGGGUUUUGAUGGGUGUUUUGAUGAUUGCAGUGAUAGUUUGGCAAGAAUUGAUCAGAUAACCACCCUUGACAAUGUGACUAACAGCAUUGAGGCCUGUGAAAGUAGUGCUGGUGAGAGAGCAAGGCAAUUCAAGCUUUAUUUUCAGUAGAACUUUUUAAUUGGGUAUCAGGGUCAUGACAGAUUCGUCUGGAAAAAAAAAAAGAACAGACAAGUCACUCAAGCUUCCACUUUCACAAAAAAACAGCAAGAGCAAUGCCACACAGCAAACACAGCAAGCCGGCGCCACAGCAAUGAUCCUCGCCGUUUUGUGAGACUUUGUGAUACCAGACAACAUGGGACAGGACUGAGUGAGCAAGUCCACACAAAGUCCAUACCAGUCCCUUGCCAAGCACAGUGUAUACUUUGACAGACAAAUGCUGGUCUAGCAAUAGUGCCAAAGCAGAUACCAGUAUGUUCGUAGGCCGUCUCUCGUAGGACACUCACACACACAGGUAGCUGGUCAUGAGGCUGUAGUGAUAUUUGUACUGUUUUGUUGAUCUUCUGGUAGCCGGCAGCACAGCGUAGGUGGCGAGGUACAUAUCACCAACCCAAGUGUUCAUGAAAUAGUGUUACGUAGUGUGUUACAUAGAGCAAGUUGUCACCGCCGCCGCCGCCGCCAACACUUUAUUACCACCGUAUUCUCAAAUGUUUCAGUGUCUCGCCUUGACUGCUUUCAACAGGCUGCACUGGAGGUCACUGCAGGUUUCCAAGGGUGUCUUCUUAGCCUCACUAAUUGUUUUCCAGACUAGUGGAAGUUACUGGAUGUUUUUAUAGUGACAGUGAUUGUUUUCCAGGCUGUAGUGGAAGUUAUUGCAGUGUUUUCAUGAUUGAAGUGAUAGUUAGUGGAUGUUUAUAAUGACUGCAGUGAUGGUUGUCUGGACUGUAGUGGAAGUUACUGGGAUUUGUAAGAAGAGAAACAUAGCUAAGUGAACCUGCCUGAUCAUCUCUGUGGCCUGUGGAAGUAGUUGUGGAGAGAGAAUGUUUCAGAAUGCGUCUCUUAGUCUUCAGGGUAACGGCAAGGAACUGAUGCAUAUCCAGGGUUGUCCGUGAGGGCGUGCAGGCGACGUCUCACUGUUUGCUGUUUGUUGAGCCGGGAGUGAAAUGCGUUAUGAAUGAGUUUUGUUCCUUGAGUAAAGUUUGUAAAUAGGAUUGCAUGUGAAUUCUUUUAAUGUUUUGAUUAUAUUUAACAGAACUUGUCAUAUUUUCUUCUUUUUUACAUGACACACUGAGGUCACAAGACAUGCUUAUCUAUUUAUGUUCCCUAACUUAUUAAUUUUACCACAUGUACUGACUCUACAUAUAAACUAAUUUAUUUACUUUUUACAUUUAGUUUUAUCAUGACAGUUUUGAUUAUAUUUAACAAAACAUGACUUUUUUCAUGUAUGACACACUGAGCCCACAAGACAUUACUACCUAUUUAUAUUACCUAACUUAUUAAUUCUACCUUGUUGUGUCUUGAUUUUACAUAAUUUGUUUACUUUUGCCCCACAUUUCAGCUUCUUCAUGACAUACUGGGGUCAAAACACAUUAUUACCUCCUUGUUGUAUUUUCUUAUUUAUUUGUUUCUAUCAUGUGCUGUAUUUUUUCUAUAUGUCCAAACUUGUUUCUUUUAAUAUCCUUUUUUUCUUUUCUUUUAUUUAAUUCUUUUUUUUUUCAGGCCACAGGUCACAUUUCCUUCCAUUCAAACUGCCUACCUCUUAUGUUUCACCUUGAUCCUACACCUGUUCAUUUAUCUUAUUAGUGAUUCAUGUUUUCCGCAUAUCAUUCCAUAUUCUUUUCACAACUAAGACUGUCACACUUCAUCACUGUUAUUUAGACUUACUUACUUUUUUGUUUACAUUCUACCUUUAUUCUUUUUUUUUUCCAUCAUUCCAUCCUUUCAUGACUAAGGCCACAGCACAUGUUUUUUUUUUUUUUUUUUUUUUUUUUUUUUUAUCAGGAAUUUAGUGCAUCACUGUAUUUAUUUUUUAUAUUCAGAAUUUGUUGUUAUUAUUUUCAUUCAGGUUUAGCAAAAGCUUCAUGGUACAUACAUACAUAUUUAACCUUUUCCAUGACAGAUUAUUACUUCCAUUUAUAUUCCCAAACUCAUGAAUGUAACUUGUACAAUAUUUUACGUCCCAUCUUUCCACACUCACACACACACACACACGCUUUCAUUCCAUUUCCAUUUACAAACUCACUGAUACCAUGAAUCUUACACUAUUCUCAUUAUCUCACACACUAAACCAUCUCUACUCCAUCUCUUUUCAAUUUCCCAUGUUUACUUUACAUCUUGUACCAUCCCACCUUUUUACUCAAUCUAUUUCUAUCCACACACAUUACCUACAUAAUCUCACACACAUAAACUAUUUCUACUCCACCUAUCUUCAUUUUGUCACCAUUCCACCUUCCUUUAGAUGGCCCACAUCAUUUCAUAACCUAUUUCUAUUUACACUCAUUAUUUGACCAAAGCCUUCAUGAAACCUGUCCUCUUGUUCUUGUUUCACUUGUUUUACCAAUUCCCUUGUGAGUGCAACUGGGGCUGCACAACACACCCUUGGCUUUAAUUUAUAGGCAUUUUUGAGGUGCUGGAAGUGUUGUGUGGUAUGCAUGCGAAUGAGAGAACGUGUAAGGGAGAGGGAGAGAGAGAGAAGGGUGUACAACUCUCUUUAACUAGACUAAGCUCAUCUGAUCCGUCUAAAACAAGAGGACUUACCCCGAACAAUCGCUCACAGCAAUAAAUGUCACUGUUAUAGCCAUGUUUCUGUAA